Molecule: messenger RNA, 1598 nt
Organism: Helianthus annuus (common sunflower)
Lineage: Eukaryota; Viridiplantae; Streptophyta; Magnoliopsida; Asterales; Asteraceae
Product: UDP-glycosyltransferase 73C6
Exons: 1
Coding region: 1-1482 (493 amino acids)
Molecular function (GO): UDP-glycosyltransferase activity
Source: RefSeq, a predicted model, not a curated record
AUGGCUUUAGAAGAAUCACAAGAACAAAACCAGCUUCACUUUCUUAUUAUUCCCAUGGGAUCUCCAGGCCACUAUAUCCCGACCAUUGACAUGGCCAAGUUACUUGCUCAACACGGUGUUCGAGUCACCAUAGUCACCACCCCAGUCAAUGCCCUCAGAUUCGGGUCAAUCCUUGAUCAAGCAAUAGAAUCAGGUCUUCCCAUCUGUUUUCUUGAAUUUUCAUUUCCAUAUAAGGAGUUUGGCAUACCCGAAGGCUGUGAAAGCAUAGACGAUCUUCCUAGUCUGGGACUGGCAUCUGCUCUAAUGCAAGCCUAUAGAUCAUUACAAACGCAAAUUGAACAAUAUAUCGAAAAGCUUGAUCCUAGGCCGAACUGCAUGUUAGCCGACACGUUUCUCCUGUGGCCAGGUGAUACCGCGAAAAAGUUUCAGAUUCCAAUAGUUAUAUUUGAUGGAAUGAAUUGCUUCACACUGAUGUGUAAUCAUGUUUUACACCUCUCAAAGGUAUAUGAAAGUGUGGGUGACUCAGAGUUGUUUGUUUUGCCUGGUCUGCCUGAUCGUAUAGAACUAACAAGAUCCCAACUUCCUUUCACAUUUAGUUCAACUAUUAAAGGUAUGAGCGAUUAUAAUGAAAAGCUUCGGGUAUCCGAAUCCGAAGCGUUUGGAGUAGUUGUCAAUAGUUUUGAGGAGUUGGAGCAAGGAUAUGUUGAUAAAUAUCAGCAAGAGAAAGGAGAUAAUGUUUGGUGCAUAGGGCCAUUAUCGCUAUGCCACAAGGAUGAAUCAGAGAAGGUCCAGAGAGGUAACAAGUCAUCAGUUAACAAAAAUGACUGUCUCAAGUGGUUAGAUUCUCAAGAAAAGGGUUCGGUGAUGUAUGCGUGUCUAGGAAGCGUUAGUCGGAUUGAGCCUGCGCAACUCAUAGAGCUUGCUUUGGCUCUAGAAUCAUCGAAAAGACCAUUCAUUUGGGUAGUUCGAGCAGGUCAUAAGACUGAGAAGAUAGAAAAAUGGAUAGAUGAAGAGGGGUUUGAAGAGAGAACCAAAGAUAGAGCUCUAUUGAUCCAUGGGUGGGCUCCACAACUGCUAGUGUUGUCGCACCCUGCGAUUGGAGGGUUUUUGACACAUUGUGGUUGGAAUUCGACUUUAGAAGGGGUAUGCGCUGGUGUCCCUAUGGUAACAUGGCCUCAGUUUCAAGAGCAGUUCUACAAUGAGAAGUUGGUUGUACAAGUGUUGAGAACUGGAGUUAGUGUUGGUGCCCAAAAAACAUCAGGGCUUUUGGUUGAUGAAGAUAAGCCUGGAGAGUUAGUAAAGAGUGAGGCGUUUUUAAAGGCUCUAGAGAUUGUAAUGGAAGAAGGGAAAGAAGGAGAAGAGAGAAGAAAGAGAGCUAAAGAACUCAGUAAGAUCGCGAAUACAUCAAUAGAAGUGGGAGGAUCUUCCCAUCGAAACAUGACUCGACUUAUCGAAGAUAUCAAGAAACUAAGCAAGAAGUAGGAAAUUAAGCUAGGAAGAUUAAUAAUGUCCAAUCCCUAGAUUUGAGCUUAUUAUUUCUACGAUCUAUGUUGUCAACUUAUCAAUGUCAUUAUGUUAAGCUACUUCUGGUUUCUUUC